AUGAAAACUAGGAAACGUUUGAAGAUGUUUUCUACAAAUUGUUUAUUAUGUAUUAUUUCAAUUAUUUUUUAUCAUCCUAUUUUAUGUCAGACAAGUACACAAGUCUGCAAUGGUCCAUUAGGUAUGACAACGGGCGAAAUUCGUGAUUGGCAAAUAACAUCUUCAUCUUCAUCAUGGGAUCCAGAUUGUCAUGAAAAAAAUUCUCGAUUAUAUCAACCGAAUGAUCGUGCUUGGUGUGCUAAACAAAAAUCAGAUUCUGAGUGGCUUCAAAUUGAUUUGGGAAUAUCAGCAAAGAUUUCUGGAGUGUUAAUUCAAGGAAGAGCGAAUAAAGAUGAAUAUGUUACAUCAUUUAUGAUAUCGUAUAGUACCGAUGCAUUCCGAUGGCAAUAUAUUGUUGACAGAUAUGGAAAUCAAAAGGUGUUUGCUGGUAAUACAGAUCCUUAUACUGUUCGCCAUAAUUAUUUUGAUGAACCAAUUGUUGCACGAUUUAUUAAAUUUCAUACAAUUCAAUGGUAUCAACAUCCUAGUUUGAGAGUGGAAAUAAUUGGAUGUCAAGAAUGUAAACAAUAUCUUGGCUUACCACCUUAUGGUAAAAUAAGUGCUUCAACAUCAUGGCCUUAUCGAAGACGUGCAUCUUGUCAACCAGAAGACGGUCAUCUUCUAAGCAACAAAGGAUGGUGUUCGAAAAAACGCUAUAAACAUGAUCAAUGGUUAGAAUUUGAUCUUGGACACCCAUCAACUGUUACAUCGUUGAUAACAAAAGGUCGUGGAGAUGCUACUGCACCAGAACAAUGGGUUACAAAAUAUAAAGUAUCAUUUAGUAAUGAUACACGCCUUUGGCUCUAUUAUAAAGACAAAAGUCAUGUAGAUCCAAAAGAAUUUGCUGCGAAUAACGAUCGAGAUAGUGAACGUAUUCAUUUUUUAAAUGAACCAUUUUUUGCUAGAUUUGUUCGUCUACAUCCUACAGAAUGGCAUAAUCAUGUAGCAAUGAGAGCAGCUGUACUCGGUUGUCCUCAUCAAGAUCAAUGUUUUCCAGGCUAUUUUCGUGUGAAUAGUGAAGCACAAUGUGUUGAAAACAUGGCUUAUAAGAAAUUGACCUGGACAAACGAUCGUAAUCGUCAAUUAUCAUCCGCUUCGUCGACCGAUUAUAAACAGCGUAGCGGACGAGCAACAAACGGAGAUCCAUCGUUGGCAGUCGACGGUUCAGAAGACUCAGAAUGGUCUAAAUGUGCUACAAUCGAUAAUUAUUAUGUUAGAAAACCAGUGUGGAUGGUAGAUCUGGGAAGAGUAACAUCAGUGUCGGGAGUAAUGGUUCGAACGUGGCAUGGUUCAAAUAAAGCUACAAAUACAACAAUUUAUCGUGACUAUUUAUACAAUUUAGACCGUUAUAGUGUCUAUGUCGAUUUACGUCCUCGUCGUUAUCGCUUUAAAAAUUCUGAUUUAUGUUCGUAUGUAACACGAGCUAAUCAAGCAUUAUUGACACCUCGUUUACAUUUUCAAUGUCAACGUCCAAUUCGUGGACGAUAUGUUUAUAUUGAAGCGGACGGUAGUACACAUAGAUGGAAUAAACUAUUUACAGCUGUACUAUGCGAAGUAUUCGUCUAUGAACAGUUAAUGACGCUAAAAUAUAUUGAUAUUAAUACAUGUGUCACCUCACUUUCAAUUUCAAACCAACAAAAUGUUACAAAAUAUAAAAAUGAUUUUCAACAAGUGUGGAAUACUUUCACCAACGAUUCUCAGUUAUCUCAUGCAACAUAUUCGUUAACAGUCUUAGAUGGUAUUAGUGGAAAUACUGUGUUUGAACAAAAUACAGAUGUUGGACUAGCAUCCGCCUCAACAUUAAAAACGAUAACUGGAGCAGCCGCACUGCAUUAUCUUGGAAAAGAUUUUGUCUAUGAAACAUUACUACAAUAUUCUGGAAUAUUAGAUGACUAUGGCAAUUUAGACGGAUAUAUUUACAUCAAGGGGAGUGGAGAUCCAACACUCGGCAGUUCGCGUUAUGCCGACACAAUACCUGAUAAAAUUCUUACUAAUUGGACAAAUGCUAUUCGUUAUGAAGGUAUUAAAACAUGUAGAGGUAUCGUCGGAGACACAACAAUUUGGAAUGAUUCACAGAAUAUGCUCGAUGGAUACACCUGGCAAGAUAUGGGAAAUUAUUACGGAACAGGAAAUAGUGCAUUGAAUUGGCGGGAAAAUCAGUUUACGUUGUAUUUACAACCGGGCACAUCUGUCGGUGAUAAAGUCACGCUUGUUCGUUUGGAUUCACCACCACCAAAUGUGAAUAUUAUCAAUGAAUUAAUAACAGGUGUAGCUGGAAGUGGUGAUAAUGCUUAUGUCUAUCUUCCACCUUAUACAACCACUGCGUAUUUACGCGGGACAGUUGGAAUUGAUGUCCCAAAAGAUUUUUCGAUCGCUGGCGCUAUUCCUGAUUCCCCAUUGUAUGUCGCCUCCGAACUGAGACAAGCUAUGCUAAAACAGGGUAUUAUCGCUCAACAUGUUUACACAACAGUGACAUUAACCGAUCAGACAGAACUACUUCGAGAUAAAGAUAGUCGUACAACAAUUGAUACACAUCGAUCACCAACGUUAGAUAAAAUAAUCUAUUGGUUUGAAAAGAAUAGUGUUAAUCUUUAUGGUGAAUUAUUAGUGAAAAAAAUUGCGGAAAAAACUGGAUUGAGCUCAAUAUUGGAUGCACCAGACACAAUAUUACCAACGUAUUGUUCUACAUAUGGUAACAUUGAAACAACAGCUGUUCGAACAAUAGAUGGUUCGGGAUUAUCUCCAGCUAAUCGUAUAACGACAUAUGCUAUGUCUCGAAUGCUCUAUUUAAUACAGAAAGAAACAUGGUAUCAAACAUUUUUCAAUUCAUUACCUUUAAUAAAUGGGAUCAAUAUGAAAAGUGGAUAUAUUAUGAACGUGUAUUCAUAUACUGGAUACAUCAAUGGUACGAGCACACAUAAUACAAUUGUAUUUUCAUUUAUUGUUAACAAUUUUAAUGGCGGGUCAGAAGAUAUUAGAAAUAAAAUGUGGACUGUUUUAAAUGCACUAAAAUAA
This is a messenger RNA of Didymodactylos carnosus, 3054 nucleotides long. Lineage: Eukaryota; Metazoa; Rotifera; Eurotatoria; Philodinida; Philodinidae. The record is from the annotation of a GenBank genome assembly.